Messenger RNA from Capronia coronata CBS 617.96, 1572 nucleotides. RefSeq lists its product as uncharacterized. The transcript has a single exon. The record is from RefSeq and is a predicted model, not a curated record. Bases 1 to 1572 code for a protein of 523 amino acids. Lineage: Eukaryota; Fungi; Ascomycota; Eurotiomycetes; Chaetothyriales; Herpotrichiellaceae.
AUGGAGCUCCUUGAUGCAAGCUACUCGCGAACAUACCUGACACGACUUAAUUAUCGAGGCCCGCCUCUCUUACGCAAGAUUGGAGGCACCAAGACGGGAAGACAUCUCGCUGCUCCUGCCGGGGCAGACAGUGGCGACAGCAUCAUGGCACCCAGAAAACGGCAGGAGGAGGAGGAAGACUUGGCCAUCUAUGCCCAACCUUUGAGCAGUGAUGAUGAGGACUACAACAACUCCACAAAAUCUCAGACGAAUCUUCCCAAAAAACCUCAAGACGGGCAGAAAGCCUCUUGUCCUGCUCCGAAGCCCCCUUCGACCACCACAGCUGCCAGAAGAUCGAAGAGAAGGAAGAUUACCGACGAACCAAGUCUAGACACACUGCCAGUGGUGGCACCCGAAUACCCCGCCAUGCCAGAUCCGUUUCCCGAGUGGAACUCCUCCGGCUCACAGAAAAGGAAGGUACAGAGAAGCUAUGCGAAUCGAAGAUUUCAAAGACCUGAGCCUGUGGAAAGUAAACCUACCUUACCUGAGAGCGAGAAAGCAUUCGCGUCAUACGACGAGGUGCCCAAACGGGGGAAUGCGUCCGAGUACAAGGUCGACUUUGUUGCAGUUGCGGCAUUGCCUGGCAAGCGCAUGAUCAAGAGCCCUACCACGCUAGAGACCAAACUCGACAUCGUAGACGUCCCUAAGAAAGGGUCAGUCAAGGAACAUGGCUUCCAACUGCCCGAUCUGCCCGACAUCGCGUCUUCCGCCACCACGAGCGGAGGAGGCGAGCCUAUAUUUGACACCGAGUCUGCCAACGACAAGCCGAAUAAGCGCAGAAGGUCAGGCUCGACGUCCUCGCUGUCCUCUGUCGAUUCCAUGUUCAUCCUCGAACACCAGGGCGAGUUACUGGAGAAGGACGAGAUCUUGCAGGCUGAACCCUCCACCCUACGCUGUCCGGUGUGCCAGGAAAUCAUCAAGGACUCGGUCUUGUUACUCGUCCCCAACAACCUUCGCACCUUGUCUUUCCAAAGACAGCAGAAUUUCUGCGUGCAGCACCAGGUGGCCGAAGCGAAAGAGAAGUGGCAGCGUCGUGGUUAUCCCGAGAUCAACUGGGACGAUUUCGAGAAGACCCGAUUGCCCGCCAAAUUGCCGUUCCUGGAGCAGGUGAUUAUGCGCAAGACCCCGAGCUACUAUCUGGAGCAGUUGGACGAGAAGAUCAGGGCCGCCAAAGGAAAUCGCAAAGCCGUCAAACUCUACCUCAAUCAGGGAAUCGUCGAUAUUGCCAAACAAGGCUACUACGGUCCGAGGGGUGCACGCGUCAUGGUUGGUGCUAUCACGACGGAGCUAACCAAGACCCUCAACGGCGCCCUCAGGUCGGACUCCACUCUCCGAGCUGCCGGUGUGGGCGGCUAUGUCAGUGCCGUGCUGGUCCCGGAGUUGACGGCGCGCUUGGUGAUGGAAGAUAUGGGGCUGCCGAGCAGCGAGGAGGCAAGGGAUGUGUUGGACGAGAGCAGCCGAAUUGGCGCCCUGCUCAAUCCUGACGACGACCAUAUUGAGCGGGAGGAUGAUGAAUACGUGGCCGAGUCUUGA